Molecule: messenger RNA, 278 nt
Organism: Neurospora tetrasperma FGSC 2508
Lineage: Eukaryota; Fungi; Ascomycota; Sordariomycetes; Sordariales; Sordariaceae
Exons: 1
Coding region: 38-244 (68 amino acids)
Source: RefSeq, a predicted model, not a curated record
UCUUUAUGUUCCCAUCGAGGCACGGGGAAAGUCCACCAUGAUGUACGCUAAUGCUGGGCCGUAUUCCGUUCUGGUACUAAAGGUCUGGGGAGACUGGGGAAACUGGGGAUCAGCGCCGGUCGCCGACCAUGGAUCAUGGAUCGCGGAAGAUGGGGAAGAAUGGGGAUGCUCCACGAGGGAAACCCAAUCAAGGCGACGGGCAGGAUAUGGCGGUCUCUCUUGGCCUAGGAUCAACAGCAGCUAGCUCUAGUUCUAGAUAAUAGGAGGCAUCGUCGGAC